UAUUAUUUGGACUUAAGAUGUAUAAAUUGCUUGCGUUUUCGGGUCCCUCGUUACUCAACCGCGUGGCCAUGUUCGGAAAGUUGUUGGUUGUCUUUGGUUUGGUUGCGGCGGCGGCUGCCACGUGUCGCCCGGGGGCCUUCGAGUGCGCCCCCCAGUGCAUCCCUCAGCGCUGGGUCUGCGAUGGGCGUGACGACUGCUGGGGCGACGGCAAGGACGAGCUCGACUGCGACACGUGCGCCGAGGGCUACUUCCACUGCGCCGAGAACAAGUGCAUCGCGGAGCAUCAGGUGUGCAACCGAUACGACGACUGUGAGGGCGGCGAGGACGAGAUCAACUGCCCCGUGAACCCCCCGCCAUGUCCCGACGGCAGCUUCCAGUGCCCUGACGGAGGCCCCUGCAUCCUGGAACAGUUCGUGUGCGACGGUCAUAUGGACUGCUAGGGGAAUGAGGAUGAGAUUGGCUGCUCCACGUGCAACGGCGGCUUCCACUGCGACGACGACACCUGUAUCUACGAGAUCUACAUGUGCGACGAGAGGGAGGACUGUCCCAACGGCGAGGAGGAGGCGGCAGAGGAAUGCGAAUGUGGCGAAACGGACUUCAUCUGCGACAACGGCCACUGUCUCCCGGACUACAUGGUGUGUGACGGGACAGCACAUUGUCACGGCGGAGAAGACGAGUCCGGUUGCG
Penaeus vannamei (Pacific white shrimp) is the source of this 687-nucleotide messenger RNA. RefSeq names its product low-density lipoprotein receptor. Lineage: Eukaryota; Metazoa; Arthropoda; Malacostraca; Decapoda; Penaeidae. Gene Ontology annotation, cellular component: plasma membrane. The record is from RefSeq and is a predicted model, not a curated record. Gene Ontology annotation, molecular function: protein binding.